Molecule: messenger RNA, 1014 nt
Organism: Brugia pahangi
Lineage: Eukaryota; Metazoa; Nematoda; Chromadorea; Rhabditida; Onchocercidae
Source: the annotation of a GenBank genome assembly
AUGAUUUCUGUGAUGAACGGUAUCAACAAUCCGGCAUCGUUCGGCUUCUCCGGAAGUUUCAUGGACAAACCGUUUUAUCAGAAAUUUGCUGCUACUAAUGUUGCAACGCCAGCUUCUGUAACUCCGGUUGCAACCACAGCUGCUGCUGCAACAGCUGAAUCAUCCUCAAAUAUUUCAGUAUCAAGUGCUACAAACGAGACUGAUAGGACCAGUACUCCGCCUGCACUUGCUACAAGUUCAUCGACGGCCUCAUCAUCACAGGUGAUGAAUGUGAUGAGUAACUUACCUGGUGCGCAUCAUCAUGUCCAUGCCGGACACUCGCAACAUUAUCCGUAUGGCUAUGACUGGGCGUCAUCACAUCAGGCUGCCGCUGCCGCUCAAGCUGCACAUCUUUCCGCGCAACAAGCUGUUGUUCAGCAAGCUGCUGCUGUUGCAGCUAACGUUGCAUCUGUCUCUUCUGCUUCCGUAUCAUCAUGUGUGCCAUCGUUAGGAUCCUCAGGGAUACCAUCACCAAAUGCUGUCGCCAAAGCUGCUUUUCUCUCACCAUCUACCGCAACCGGUUUCGAUAUGAUGAAUCCGAUGUGCCAAGCAGAUUUUUACGGGUCUAAUUUUCAUGCCGCUCAUGCAGCAGCUGUAGCCACUGGACAUACAUGGGCUUACGGUUAUCCACAACAGUAUCCCUUUGGUGCGCAUCCGUAUCCAGGAAGUAUGGUAGCCGAUAUGACUGGUUUAACAGAUGCAACAUUAGAUUGGACAGGAAAUAUAUCGUCGAGGAAAAAAAGGAAGCCGUACACCAAAUAUCAAACUUUGGAACUCGAGAAAGAAUUUCUUUACAAUACUUAUGUUAGCAAACAAAAACGAUACGAAUUAGCCAAAAAUUUGUACCUAUCCGAGAGGCAAGUCAAAAUUUGGUUUCAGAAUCGACGAAUGAAAGACAAAAAGCAAAAGCAAAGGUCAUCAGUGGAUCAAUCUUGUAGUUCGCAAUUGAUGAUGUCCAGUUUGAAGGGUGAAUAA